Molecule: messenger RNA, 1805 nt
Organism: Pongo pygmaeus (Bornean orangutan)
Lineage: Eukaryota; Metazoa; Chordata; Mammalia; Primates; Hominidae
Gene: PTK6
Product: protein tyrosine kinase 6
Exons: 9
Coding region: 46-1605 (519 amino acids)
Biological process (GO): protein phosphorylation
Molecular function (GO): protein tyrosine kinase activity; protein binding; ATP binding
Source: RefSeq, a predicted model, not a curated record
GGUGCUCCAGCUGUGCCACAGCCUGGUCCUGCUGCUGCGCCCGCCAUGACGUCCCGGGACCAGGCUCACCUGGGCCCCAAGUACAUGGGCCUCUGGGACUUCACGGCCCGGACGGACGAGGAGCUGAGCUUCCGAGCGGGGGACGUCUUCCAUGUGGCCAGGAAGGAGGGGCAGUGGUGGUGGGCCACCCUGCUGGACGAGGCGGGUGGGGCCGUGGCCCAGGGCUAUGUGCCCCACAACUACCUGGCCGAGAGGGAGACGGUGGAGUCGGAACCGCUGUGUAAGGUUAGCUCCUGGGGGACCCAAGCAACAAGCAGGGGAGGCUGUAAAGAGGCCGUCGAGCAGAGCCCAUGGUGGAGACCCCUCUAUCAUGCGCAGACCCGCGACCUCGUUAGUGAGCAGGGGUGCAGCGGUGGGGUCUGGCCAGAGGCUGGUCGGCUCCCAGGUGCAAAGACCCUGAGGCCUGAGAACUCGCCCAGGUGGUUCUUUGGCUGCAUCUCCCGCUCGGAAGCUGUGCAUCGGCUGCAGGCCGAGGGCAACGCCGCGGGCGCCUUCCUGAUCAGGGUCAGCGAGAAGCCGAGCGCCGACUACGUCCUGUCGGUGCGGGACACGCAGGCUGUGCGGCACUACAAGAUCUGGCGGCGUACCGGGGGCCGGCUGCACCUGAACGAGGCGGUGUCCUUCCUCAGCCUGCCUGAGCUUGUGAACUACCACAGGGCCCAGAGCCUGUCGCACGGCCUGCGGCUGGCCGCGCCCUGCCGGAAGCAUGAGCCUGAGCCCCUGCCCCAUUGGGAUGACUGGGAGAGGCCGAGGGAGGAGUUCACGCUCUGCAGGAAGCUGGGGUCCGGCUACUUUGGGGAGGUCUUCGAGGGGCUCUGGAAAGACCGGGUCCAGGUGGCCAUUAAGGUGAUUUCUCGAGACAACCUCCUGCACCAGCAGACGCUGCAGUCGGAGAUCCAGGCCAUGAAGAAGCUGCGGCACAAACACAUCCUGUCGCUGUACGCUGUGGUAUCCGUGGGGGACCCCGUGUACAUCAUCACGGAGCUCAUGGCCAAGGGCAGCCUGCUGGAGCUACUCCGCGACUCUGAUGAGAAAGCCCUGCCCGUUUCGGAGCUGCUGGACAUCGCCUGGCAGGUGGCUGAGGGCAUGUGUUACCUGGAGUCACAGAAUUACAUCCACCGGGACCUGGCCGCCAGGAACAUCCUCGUCGGGGAAAACACCCUCUGCAAAGUUGGGGACUUCGGGUUAGCCAGGCUUAUCAAGGAGGACGUCUACCUCUCCCAUGACCGCAACAUCCCCUACAAGUGGACGGCCCCAGAAGCGCUCUCCCGAGGCCAUUACUCCACCAAAUCUGACGUCUGGUCCUUUGGGAUUCUCCUGCAUGAGAUUUUCAGCAGGGGUCAGGUGCCUUACCCAGGUAUGUCCAACCACGAGGCCUUCCUGAGGGUGGACGCUGGCUACCGCAUGCCCUGCCCUCUGGAGUGCCCGCCCAGCGUGCACAAGCUGAUGCUGAUGUGCUGGUUCAGGGACCCCGAGCAGAGACCCUGCUUCAAGGCCCUGCGGGAGAGGCUCUCCAGCUUCACCAGCUACGAGAACCCGACCUGAGCUGCUGUGGAGCGGGCACGGCCAGGCCCUGCUGAGGAGGGGCCUGGGCAGAGGGCCUGGACCUGGGAUCAAGGCCCACGCACUGCCUUGGGGUUUACUGAGGUGAUGGGUGCAAGAAAGGUUCACAAAUAUGGAGUGUCUGCUUCCAGUACACGCGUGUGCUCCUCUCGUUACCCCGUCAUGUGAAACGUGGAGUGUCU